This is a messenger RNA of Penaeus chinensis, 799 nucleotides long. RefSeq names its product hepatic lectin-like. The coding region runs from base 18 to 482 and encodes 154 amino acids. The record is from RefSeq and is a predicted model, not a curated record. Gene Ontology annotation, cellular component: external side of plasma membrane. Gene Ontology annotation, biological process: biological process involved in interspecies interaction between organisms. Gene Ontology annotation, molecular function: carbohydrate binding. NCBI's taxonomy places the organism in Eukaryota, Metazoa, Arthropoda, Malacostraca, Decapoda, Penaeidae. The transcript has 3 exons.
AAAGUUACUUCUUCACAAUGCGCCUGGUUCUCCUGCCUCUGUCCCUCUGCCUGCUGCCGCUGUCUUGCAGUGGUGUCACGCAAUUCCUCAUCGGCAAUAAAAACAUAAUAGUAUUGGAACAACAAGGCACAUGGGAUCAGAUGAACAUCGCCUGCCGCAGGAAAGGCGCUCACAUGGUGAAGAUAGACAGCGCUGAUUUCAUGCACACCCUUGUUAACCAGCUGAAUCAAAACAACUACAACCAUAACUACUGGAUCGGCGCUACAGAGGUCGGCCACGAGGGUAUCUUCCGCUGGCAGGACGGAACGAAGGUCAAGAUGGGAACCCCGUUCUGGGGCAUCCAUCAAGGGGCCCAGGAACCCAACGGGGGGGACCUGGAGACGUGUGUGUUUAUGAAUAAGAACAACUUUAUGUACUGGGCUGACGCACAUUGCACUGACAGGUUCUCGGUCAUCUGCGAGUUCCAGGGAACUGAAUCUUAACUUGUACUUGUACUUGUAUCCAUCGCCCUUAUAAACAGCUGUUUGCGGGUCUUAUCAGGGUAGAUAAAUCACUUUGUUUCACUCUUCCCGCCAGGUAUCAGUCAUUAAGGCGAGAUAGAUACUUCUGUUUUAAUACUUUUAUUUCCUGUUAUUUUAUCUGAUCAGUUUUAAGUGUGGAUGUCAUUCUGUCUCUAUGUAUUUUUUAUGUUCAGCCUUUCUUUUACAUUCAGUACCCAUAUUUUCACGUUUCAAUCCUGAACUAUCUAGAUGUACUAGUUAGAGAACAACACAACCUUAAUAAAGAGUCCGUCAGACAA